AUGAAAAAUGGUGAAAAAAUAUCAAGAAAUUGGUUGUUGUAUUCAAAAUCACGUGAUCGAGUUUAUUGUUUUUCUUGCAAACUUUUUAGUUCACAAUUAAAAAUUCCUAACCCUGGUUGUUUAACUAAUAAUGGAACCUCAGAUUGGAAACAUAUGGCAUUAAAAUUGGAACAACACGAAAAUUCUUCUUCUCAUAAAGAAAAAAUUCUAUCUUGGAACGAAUUAAAAACACGAAUUAUUAAAAACGAAACUAUCGAUGAUUUGCAUUUAAAGUAA
Molecule: messenger RNA, 276 nt
Organism: Macrosiphum euphorbiae (potato aphid)
Lineage: Eukaryota; Metazoa; Arthropoda; Insecta; Hemiptera; Aphididae
Source: the annotation of a GenBank genome assembly